AUGGUGCUGCUGGGGGUGGUGAUACUGGGGAUGCAAGCUGGAGGUGCUGGAGGUACUGGAGCUGGAGAUGCUGGAGGUACUGGAGCUGCUGGUGCUGGAGCAACUAGAGUUGGAGGUGCUGGAGGUGCUAGAGCUGCUGGUGCUGGAGAUGCUGGAGCUGCUAGUGCUGGAGGUGCUGGAGCUGCUAGUGUAGGAGGUGCUGGAGCUGCUGGUGCUAGAGGUGCUGGAGCUGCUGGUGCUGGAGGUGCUAGAGCUACUGGUACUGGAGGUGCUGGAGCUGCUGGUACUGGAAGUGUUGGAAGUGCUAGAGCUGCUGGUGCUGGAGGUGCUAGAGCUGCUGGUGCUGGAGGUGCUAGUGCUGGAGGUGCAGGAGCUGCUAUGCUGGAGGUGCUAGGACUAGAGGUGCUGGAGGUGCUGGAGGUGCUGGUGCUGGAGGUGCUAGAGCUGUUGGUGCUGGAGGUGCUAGUGCUAAAGGUACUAGAGCUGCUGGUGCUGGAGGUAUUGGAGCUGCUGGUGCUGGAGGUACUAGAGCUGGAGGUGUUGGAGGUACUGGAGCUGCUGGUGCUAGAGGUGCUAGAGCUGCUGAAACUGGAUGUGAAGGAGCUGCUGGUGCUGGAGGUGCUAGCGCUGGAGGUGCUGGAGGUACUAGAGCUGCUGGUGCUGGAGGUACUAGAGCUGCUAGUGCUGGAGGUGCUAGAGCUGGAGGUGCUGGAGGUAAUGGAGCUGCUGGUGCUGGAGGUGCGAGAGCUGCUGGUGCUGGAGGUGCUAGAGCUGGAGGUCAUGGAGGUACUGGAGCUGCCGGAGCUGGAGGUAUUGGAGCUGGAGGUACUGGAGGUGCUGGAGCUGGUGGUUCUUGAGGUUCUGGAGGUGCUGGAGGUGCUAGCGCUACUGGCGUGUCGUGAGCCUGAGUCUCGUCCUGCAUCCCUUGUUCGCACUGUCAGUCGUGCUUGUCGUUCUCGUCCUCCACCUAUCCCCGAUAUGCACACUAUGGCACUUCGUCCUUCCUCUGUUCCACAACGUGUUGCUCUACCGUCUCCUCCGGCAUCCUCUCUUCCUGACGUUCCUGACCCUGAGACCGACCUUGCUCGUGCUGCUAGUCCUAUUGUCACUCGUCCCCUCGCCACCGUUGUCACUGACCCUUCCUUUGAGUCUCUUGGUGCGUUUGCCCUAGUCACUGAGCUAGUCGACUUUGCAGCUAGCCGUUGUCUCGACUCCAUCACGAGUCUGGUUACUGAGUCUGAGUCUGUCUGUCUUCUGUCCGUCGGGGGUGAGCUUGCCCUUAGCAGUGACGUCCUUGAGGACAGACAGUUUGAGCUUGAAUUUCUCGCGGCCGCUCUACCUCAUUCCGCGUCCAUGCUGCUUUGCCCCGAGGGAGACCCGGAUGCACUUGGCAUCCCUAUCCCGCGCUCUUACGCUGAGGCGAUUGCGGAUGAGUACUCCUCUCAGUGGCAGAUAGCCAUGGACGCAGAGAUGGCUUCCUGGAAGUCCACAGGCACCUGUGUCGACGAGGUUCCCCCUCCUUGGGCGAACAUAGGCAAUGGCAUGUGGAUUUUCAGAGUGAAACGGCCGCCGAGUUCUCUGCCUGCCUUCAAGGCGCGUUACGUUGCUCGAGGCUUCAGUCAGCGACAGGGGGUCAACUUCUUCCUGAUCUUCUCCCCCACCCCAAAGAUGACUAUUCUUCGGGUGUUGCUGCACGUUGCAGCACAGCGUGAGUACGAGCUGCAUUCCCUCGAAUUCUCCACAACUUUAUUGCAAGGCAGCCUUCACGGGGAGAUCUGGCUGCGCCACCCACCUGGCUUCACUGGGUCGUUUCCUGAGGGUACCCAGCGGAGCCUUCGGCGGCCAGUCUACGGUCUCCGCUAG
Messenger RNA from Closterium sp. NIES-65, 1863 nucleotides. The record is from the annotation of a GenBank genome assembly. NCBI's taxonomy places the organism in Eukaryota, Viridiplantae, Streptophyta, Zygnematophyceae, Desmidiales, Closteriaceae.